CUUGCUUCGAGCCGGGGUCGCGCUUAUAGGCGCGUUCACGUUGCAUAUCCAGUGUGUGAGCGCGAGCGGCAGUAGAUCAUCACAGUCCAUUCAGUUUCUACGCAGACGUUGACCAGUUUUUUCCACAGCGAUGGCCUCCGGUGUGAAAGUCACAGAUGAAGUUAUCGCAGUCUUCAACGACAUGAAGGUGCGUAAGGCUCAGGCCAACGAGGAUGAGAAGAGGAAGAGGAAGAAGGCCAUCCUGUUCUGCCUGAGCAAGGACCUCAAGAACAUUGUUCUGGAUGAUGGCAAGGAGAUCCUGCUGGGUGACUUGGGAACCACUGUCCAGGACCCCUACCAGCACUUUGUGAAGAUGCUGCCCCCAGACGACUGCCGCUAUGCCCUGUAUGAUGCGACCUAUGAGACCAAAGAAACAAAGAAGGAGGAUCUGGUCUUUAUCUUCUGGGCUCCAGAUAGUGCCCCCUUGAAGAGCAAGAUGAUCUAUGCCAGCUCAAAAGAUGCUAUCAAGAGGAAAUUCGAAGGUAUUAAGCACGAGUGGCAGGUGAACGGUUUGGAGGACCUCAAAGACCGGCACACCCUGGCAGAAAAGCUCGGCGGCUCAUCAGUAAUCAGCCUGGAAGGAUCCCCUAUAUAAAUAUUACCCCCCCCUCCUCUCUGGCUUCGAUCGAGGCCUUUCAGACACAUCUGUCGGGUUUAGCUGUUCAUUCCAGUGUGGUUUGGAGAAGGGCAAAAAGCAGAACCAGCACCAUUUGCGGGACUCUCGGGGAGGGAUAUUGUGGGUGGGUUUGGGGUCAAGUGACAGUUUAAAGAAAAAAAAAAGAAAUUCCACAAAUACAGACUGUCAUUCCAGUUCAAGCAACAUAAAGGAUAUGAACAAAACACACACAAAGGAAAAAAAAUUAAGAUACAACUGAGGAAGGAUGAUGAUGAUAUUGAUGAUGAAUACACAUAUUGUUCAUGCUUAGGGACAGGGUUUUGUUCUUUCCAGGUUCCAUUUGAAAAAAAAUUCAGAGAAAGGGACAGGCAACAACCUAGGUUUCCAACCAUUGAAUCCUGACAAAUAUUCGUUACAACUACAUUUUUUUUUUUUGCCAAACUUCUAGUUAAGUUUUGUAAGUGUGUGUAGUUGAGACUAGGUGUAGUAUAAACUAAUUCACUCUUGAUUGCACAUGAUGUAUCAAAACCUUCUCUGGGGGAACACGGUUAAAUAUAUAAAAAAAAAAUUUUUUUUUGUUAUUCCAUUGUUUUUUGUUUUUUUCGUUCGAACAUGCAAAUUCCAAAACUUGAGUGAUUCCUUUUUAUUUCCAGUUCUGGAUCAGAAAACCAUGGCAUUUGGUGUAGUAAACAGACAACAUUCCUUGUAUGUGUUAAAACCAGGAUCUCCUCGAUUUAAAAACUUUGGUGUUAUGAAGGUCUGAUGGGGAGCGAUGUGUAUAUGAAAGACCAGCGGUCAGAGUUUAGACUGAAUAUUGAAUGGUGGAUGUUUUGUAUCGUCUCCUUAUCUCUAAUAAAAAGCACUAAACUAC
Toxotes jaculatrix (banded archerfish) is the source of this 1526-nucleotide messenger RNA. It is a transcript of the gene cfl1, whose product is annotated as cofilin 1. The record is from RefSeq and is a predicted model, not a curated record. Gene Ontology annotation, cellular component: actin cortical patch; cytoplasm; actin cytoskeleton. The transcript is spliced from 4 exons. Lineage: Eukaryota; Metazoa; Chordata; Actinopteri; Toxotidae. The coding region runs from base 131 to 634 and encodes 167 amino acids. Gene Ontology annotation, molecular function: actin filament binding. Gene Ontology annotation, biological process: actin filament severing; actin filament fragmentation; cell motility.